This is a messenger RNA of Ascoidea rubescens DSM 1968, 765 nucleotides long. It is a transcript of the gene ATG33, whose product is annotated as Atg33p. Gene Ontology annotation, cellular component: mitochondrion. Gene Ontology annotation, biological process: autophagy of mitochondrion. Lineage: Eukaryota; Fungi; Ascomycota; Saccharomycetes; Ascoideales; Ascoideaceae. Bases 1 to 765 code for a protein of 254 amino acids. The record is from RefSeq and is a predicted model, not a curated record. The transcript has a single exon.
AUGGGCACUUGCUUAAAGGUUACUAAAGUUAUUGGGACAACCACUCUUGGGAUCUUAGCUGGUUCAUUAACUCUUCAAACAUUUUCCAUUUUCCCUUAUUUAUCUGACAUUUUGCCAUUUACUAAGAAAAAUGACUUCCAAGAUAACUUGAAUACUCUAACUUCGAAUAUUCAUAAAUUAAUCUAUUCAUUGGGUUCGAUUUCUUCUUCAUUGUUUUUGUUAACUUUUUUCAAGUCUCCAAAACGUUUACGUCAUCCUUACUUAUUAUAUGCUUCAAUUCCUGUUCAAUUUGCUUUAGGUUAUUUAUUUUUUAAAACUAAUUUGUUAGAAUCAAAGUUAUUGAGUUCAAUUGAAACAGAUUUAGGUUCAAAAACCCCAGAUCCAAAUGAAUUGAUUAAACCUCAAAACGUUGAAAAACCAAAAUCAAGUGAUGCAGUUAAAUCCAAUCCUCAAGUUUCUCAAUUGAAAAGAGAAUUGAGAGAAGAACCCUCUCAUUUAGAUAAAUCCGGGUUUUUAAAACCUGACAUUAAUGAUUCCGCAGCUGAAAAAGUUGAAGAAGAAUCAAAUGAGCAUGAGCAUGAAAAUGAAAAUGAAAAUAAUGAUGAUUCUCCAACCAUUGAAAAAGAAGUUGAAAACUCAAUUUAUAAAGCAGAUGCUGAAACUACUUUGAAAAAAAUUAAAGCCGAUUAUACUUUAAUCACUUCUUUAGUUUCUCUUUCUUUUAUUCUUUCUGCUAUUGGUAUUCAUGGUGACAUUCGUGGUUAA